AUGAAUGAUCCAAAAAGCCCUGAAUAUGCAGUCGAGAAGGACCCGGGACUCCACUCCAGUGCAAGUACGCAAGAAUCUAGAACCGAUCCGACGUCGCCAACGCUGCCUGGCACGCCUCUGCAACAGGAAGAAGAGAAAGAAUCCAGCCCCAAAUCUAGCCCAAGGACCGUACAUGGCUGGAAAUGGGCUGCUGCAGUUAUGUCUCUCUAUAUUGGAGCACUAAUCUACGGGCUCGAUGGUACUAUAGCUGCAGACAUCCAAUCCGCUGUCAUCGAACAAUUUGACGAAGUCGAGAAACUCACGUGGAUUGGAACUGCUUUCCCUCUUGGCUCCCUGUGCGCUAUAUUACCUGGGGCGGCCUUGUAUACUAUCUGCAAUCUCAAGAUAAUGUUCAUCGGGAGCAUUGUACUUUUCGAAGCCGCUUCUGCGCUUUGUGGAGCAGCAUCUACCAUAGACGCUCUUAUCAUUGGCAGAGCAAUUGCCGGUGUCGGCGGGACUGGUAUCUUCCUUGGUAUCCUUAACUACAUCUCCCUCUGUACAACCGAACAAGAACGUGGUCGCUAUAUCUCGGGCAUUGGCGUAGUUUGGGGAUCGGGUGCUGUACUUGGCCCCGUGGUAGGAGGGGCGUUCGCUACGUCUUCUGCAACAUGGCGAUGGGCGUUCUACAUCAAUCUUGUCGUUGCCGGGAUCUGUGCACCGGUGUACAUCUUCUAUCUCCCCCCAGUCAAGCCGCAUGGCACUGCCGACUUACCCAUCCUCCAAAAGCUUAGAGCUCUCGACUGGACUGGUUUCAUCGGCGGCACCGGAGCGGCAGUGACACUCAUUAUGGUUUUGACCUUUGCAGGCUCAAGUUGGGGCUGGAACGACGGCCAUACAAUCGCAACAUUUGUCGUCUCCGGAGCGCUGUUCAUACUGGUUUUCCUCCAGCAGCACUUUUCCCUAUUCACAACUCCUGAAAUGCGCAUGUUUCCCCCGCGCCAUAUCCUCCUGAACAGCACACAGACGCUGCUGAACAUCAACACUGCCAUGGCUGCCACCAACCUCUACGUCCCUGUCUACUAUAUUCCCGUCUAUUUUGCCUUCACACAAGGCGAUUCACAAUUGAUGGCUGCUGUCCGCCUACUCCCAUUUAUCUGCUUUCUAGCGGUAUUGAACAUGGCCUCAGGUUCCCUUCUCCCCAGAGUCAAUUACUAUUGGGCAUUAUAUCUGAUCGGUGGAGUCCUCAUGACAAUUGGAAGUGCUACAAUGUUCACAGUCACACCCAACACCCCCAUAGAAAACGUCUAUGGUUAUAGCAUCAUACUCGGGGCUGGCACUGGGUUGGUCUUCAAUCUUGGCUUCACGAUUUCUGGUAUCACUAUCAUGGCGGAGACGGGCAAUGGUCUGGAUCUCCAACUGGUCAUCUCCAUGCAGAAUCUUUCUCAACUUGGGUUCCAGACGAUCAGCUUGCUCAUCGGAGGCCAGAUCUUUCAAAGCCUCUCGAUGAAAAACCUCACGCACGUGCUCAGCGGGUUAGGGCUCUCCCAGGCAGAAAUCAGGAGUGCCAUUGCAGGAACUCGUAGCGCCGUGUUCACGCGUCUGAGCCCUUCUCUCCAGGAAGAAGCAAUCAUGGCCAUCACAAAUGCCAUGAGCCGAGUUUAUAUUCUCAGCAUAGCGGCUAGCGCUAUCACAACCAUUUGUGCAAUGCUGAUGAAGAAGGAGAAGCUUUUCCCAACCACGGGAGAGAGGACGGUGAUUGCAGACGGAGCUUGA
Molecule: messenger RNA, 1752 nt
Organism: Macroventuria anomochaeta
Lineage: Eukaryota; Fungi; Ascomycota; Dothideomycetes; Pleosporales; Didymellaceae
Product: putative efflux pump antibiotic resistance protein
Exons: 5
Coding region: 1-1752 (583 amino acids)
Biological process (GO): transmembrane transport
Molecular function (GO): transmembrane transporter activity
Source: RefSeq, a predicted model, not a curated record